CGGGUUCGCGAAGGCAGCUCAGCGUCGGAUGUCCACAACACCAGACAGCUGUUGUCAAAGGGUUGGUGUCCAGGACGAUGGCGGGGGAGACGGAUGACGAGAUACCCGAAUCAGGUGCCAUAUUCACGUUUGGAAAAAGCAAGUUUGCAGAUAACAUUCCCAGUAAAUUCUGGAUGAAAAAUGACAAACCUGUGCAGAUAUCGUGUGGCGAUGAACAUACAGCACUGAUAACAGACACCGGCAAGCUGUACAUGUUUGGCAGCAAUAACUGGGGUCAGCUGGGCUUGGGAACUAAGAGUACAACAUUCAGACCAACUUGUGUCAAAGCUCUGAAGUCUGAGAGGGUGAAGCUUGCGGCUUGUGGCCGGAAUCACACAAUUGUCUGCACAUCACGGGGAAACAUGUAUGCUGCUGGCGGGAACAGCGAGGGCCAGCUGGGCCUGGGUGACUGUGAUGAGCGGACCUCCUUCCAGCUGCUGAACCCCUUUGCCGGCACCGCUCCGAUCCAGAUGCUCGCUGCUGGUUCCAACACCUCCGCAGCCCUCACUGAGGAUGGGAGGCUGUACAUGUGGGGGGACAACUCUGAGGGCCAAAUCGGCCUGGGGGACAAGACCAAUACGCUGGAGCCCCAGAAGGUCUCAGUGGGGAGAUCCGUGUCUUGGGUCUCUUGUGGAUACUAUCACUCGGCUCUUAUCACUGUUGACGGGGAACUGUUCACAUUUGGCGAGUCUGACAGUGGGAAGCUGGGAUUGCCUCCUGAGCUGCUAGACAACCAUAGGAUACCCCAGAUGGUGCAGGGCAUCCCAGAGAGGGUCAUCCAGGUGGCCUGCGGAGGGGGACACACCGUAGUGCUCACGGCGGACGACCUGUACACGUUUGGGCUGGGCCAGUUCGGACAGCUGGGACACGGCACCCUUGUCUGUGAGUCCCAGCUCCCCAGAGCGGUGGAGCACUUCCAGAAGAGGAAGGUCAGUCAAGUUACGUGCGGCGAGAAUCACACGGCCGUCAUCACGGACAAUGGGCUCCUGUACACCUUUGGGGACGGACGGCACGGCAAGUUGGGCCUGGGAGAGGAGAACUUCACCAACCAGUUCAAGCCGACAUUGUGCCCACGAUUUCUCAAGUACCAUGUCCAGUCGGUAGCAUGUGGAGGGUGCCACAUGCUGGUACUGGCGAAGCGCAGGUCCGAGGGAGUCCGUGAGCUGUGCCUGGAAGAAGACGAUGUCACAGAGGAGUUCCUGGGGAUGUCCUACACAGAGCUCCUGGGGGAAUCCUCUCGGCCCAGCUUAUCAAGGAGCCUCUCCGCUCGGGUCAGACGCAGAGAGCGGGAACGCUCCCCGGAGCAGUUUGGUUUAAAAUUCCACACCCUGCCCCCCCUGAAGUCAGGCUGCCUCACUGCAUCCUUGCCCAUGGCCAGCCACACGGUGCCCGGUCCGGGCUCCCACAGGGACGUGCCCGAUGGGCGAGAGCGAAGCGGGCAGCAUCACCAGGCCGUGCCACAUGAGACAGCUGCAGGAAACACAGACCCUAAGGAUGUGGAGGAGCAGACCUGGGUUGAGGAGAUUAUGGAUGACAACGGGAGCGUGAAGGGGUUGGGGGACACCACUGACUUCCUGAACAUGACCCACGUGAUGAAGAUGGCCCCCGGAGGUGGGACUUUGGCCUUUUCUCCAGUUCACAAAGACCAGCCUGCUGGACACAGUGCAGCUCCGGAGAGUGAGGAAGAGGAUGAGGAAGAUGAGGGUGAGGAGGAAGAGGAAGAAGAGGAGGAGGGAGAAGAAGAGGAGGAAAAUAGUAAGGAAGAGGAAGAGCCUGAGUGCAGCCAGAGGAAAUCAGAGGAGAUAAAGGCUCUGUCCUGCCAGGGCAAUGGCUGUGCACCAGGAGACGCUCCUCAGGAACCUGAAGUUAUUAAAGAGGAAUCAGCCACAGACGGGCCACUGAAGGCAAUGCAACACAAUCCAGGUCCUCAAGUGGAGGAGAAGCCAAAAUCCUUAAACAAAUCAGAAAAUAAGACAGAUGUAGUAAAAUCCAAAUUCUUUUUUGGGUCAAACCGAAUGAUAUCGCUGUUCAAAACGUCCAUCAACGACAGAGAGCGGACGGCCAAAUGUGAAGGGCGAGGUUACACCAGUGGGUGAGGCAGAGGUGCCGCCGUCAGUGGGAAGGUCUGCGAGUGACACAAGCGAAGCGAAAGGGAGCGACCCAGGAGACAGUGUGGAUGGCAGUUCACAGCCGGAGGCCAGGGGGCAGCAGAGAGCACGGGAUCCCAACAGCAGGGCCUCGCGCUCUGCCACUUGCACUUUGGUGUAACUCCUGCAGGCGGCGCUAGUGUCUCAUUCCAGGUGCCUUUUAAGUGUGUGGAAGAAAAACACACUCAAAACGAAUACCACUAACACCUUCACUGGAUUCUCUGCAUUUGUUCGAAUACAGCUACUGUUCGCUGUCAAUCGAGAUGCUUGCCAAUCUCGCAUCCAUGACUGAAUGCAGAAACUGAGCCAUAAGUGGGAAUUUACUGGUAAUGUCACAACUAUAUGCUGUUAUCAGGGGUUAUUUUUGUCAGAAAAUGAUGAAGGUUAUUAUUGAGGGUAUAUAUGCUGAUAUGUAGCAAAUUUUGCAUAUUACACACAGUGACUUGGAGUGUAACACUCGGAAGUCUCACUUCCAACAUUGUGAGUCUGGUUCCUGGAGUUCUUGCCAGUGUGCUGUUCGGGGCGUCCUCUGCCUUGUGCUCUGCACUUCUUGGUACCUGCUCCAAUCCCAGUUAGACCCUGUACUGGAUACGCACUAAAAGUAUAUUUUAUAUAUUCAUUAUAUUUACUACUCACUUUUCUCAAAUUGUACAGCACUGCACAAGGAGAUAAUUCAUAUAAAAACAUAAAUGGAAAAAGUCUAAAAUGGAAAAAAAAGAGAAAACUGAACUACCUGGCAGCCUAAAACAUCAUCCUCAAACAACCCGAAGUACUGUAAACAUAACAUUAUGGUUCACGCUGGCACUUAAAGCCGUAUUGUUGAAUGUCCAUCUCCAGUCUGUGUCAGCAGGUCUGUACGUGCACGUGCCCGACCAAAAAUAAAUACAUCCUUUUGAUUUGGUAAGGGGGCACAGCGACUUCUGUUAAGGAGUGAAACCUCUCCAAAGUAAGCAGGUAAUGACGCUGUGCUGAAGAGACCUUUCAGGGGCACGAUGGCACAUUACUUUCUCAGAGCGCGAAGCGGCACCCUGAUUAUCUACGCCAUGUGAGUCCCUGAAAUGCACAUGAGCUCCGAUCGCUUUCAAUGUGCACGUGAGUCCAGCCUCCGCUAAGCCAUUGGCUCAAUCCAUGAGUCCUUCUUUCAACCACUGACCUUCUCCACGUUUUUAUUUAUAGAUCAACAUGAUGAACAUCCUGUCUAUUGCCGUUGUGAACUCUGGUGAUUUUUUUUCUCAAUUUUUUUUACUAAAAUAACUUUUGUGCCUUUAUUACUUUUUUAUUUCCUGUUAUUGAAUUCUCUAUUAUAUAUGUAGGGUUCAAUUUGAUAUUUUCUAUCUGUCGAUUUGUUUGUCUUGUAAGAGUGCAGACAUGUUUGUUAUGACACAACAAUCUCAAUGCACUAGUGCACUUUACAUGGGAUCGUAGCACGUUCUGUCUGUGUUUGUGACCGACCUGGUCUCAGUUUUUUACAUGUUACUGUGAGCGGUGUGAAGCUGUGCUGGAUUCCUGCGUUUGUGAACCUGUUUUUGAUAUUUGAAUCUGUUUGAAUGUUUUGAUAUCUAAUGACUGUCAUUCAUCUGGAUACUCUUAGAUUUGCAUGGCGUAAAAGUAAACUACACAAACACGGA
This is a messenger RNA of Brienomyrus brachyistius, 3814 nucleotides long. RefSeq names its product retinitis pigmentosa GTPase regulator b (gene rpgrb). Bases 78 to 2135 code for a protein of 685 amino acids. The record is from RefSeq and is a predicted model, not a curated record. The transcript is spliced from 17 exons. Lineage: Eukaryota; Metazoa; Chordata; Actinopteri; Osteoglossiformes; Mormyridae.